AUGAGAACAAUGAGAAUAUUUUUCUCAUUGUGAUCCAUUCAAAGUUGCCGCUAUUCUCGCGAAGAAUCAAAUGCCGAUCUGGAUGUUGAUUGGCCAUUAAUUCGCUAGAUGGGGGGAAAAAUCAGCUAGGUGGGAGAAUGACAGCGCAUGCGGCAGUAAUUUUACCCACUUGUGAUCCUUUAAAAAUUGAAGGUCUGAUCAGCUGUGCCGCGGGUCUGUUGACCCAUUGAUAACAAUUGUAUGUAAGGUCGUGUAGUUCGUAGUUGCGUUAUUUUCUUUUUCUUAUAAGUUUGAAGUAGUUCGCUACGAACACCCAACUAUUCCAGCAAGUGAUCAGUUGAGCUUGCGUCAGCACAGUAAAACGUUCUGCGAAAAUGUUAUCAAUAUUGAACGUCGCUAAGAUAUUUUCAGCACAUGCUAGAACCUUUAGUUCCAAAGUGAAUCUUAACGAUGUGGUCAUCGUUAGCGCCGUACGAACACCCAUGGGGUCCUUCCGAGGGUCUCUAUCUUCUCUGUCCGCAGGGAAACUAGGAGCUGUUGCUAUUCAGGCAGCGGUGGAACGUUCCGGUCUUGCCAAGGAACAAAUCUCAGAGGUAUACUUAGGGAACGUUUGCCAGGGUGGUCAGGGGCAAGCUCCAGCCAGACAGGCUGUGAUCUUUGCAGGACUUCCAAAGUCAACAAUUUGUACGACUAUCAAUAAAGUGUGCUCAAGUGGAAUGAAGAGCGUGAUGCUUGCUGCACAAGCUCUGCAAUGCGGGCAUCAAGACAUCAUAUUAGCUGGUGGAAUGGAGUCAAUGUCAAAUGUGCCAUUUUACAUGAAACGUGGAGAGACAACGUAUGGUGGCUUGAAAAUAGAGGAUGGAAUAGUGUUGGAUGGCCUUACGGACGUUUAUAAUAAAUUUCACAUGGGCAAUUGUGCUGAAAACACUGCAGCAAAAUUGGGUAUUUCUCGCGAACAACAGGACGAAUUUGCAAUAAACAGUUACAAACGCAGCGCCGCUGCUUACGAACAAAAGGUUUUCCAAGAUGAACUUGUCCCCGUCAACGUCCCACAAAAGAAAGGAAAGCCCGAUAUUGUCUUCGCAGAAGACGAAGAAUACAAAAGAGUUAGCUUUGAAAAGUUUCCAAAGCUCAGUACUGUCUUCCAGAAAGAGAACGGCACGGUGACAGCUGGGAAUGCGUCGACUUUGAAUGAUGGAGCUGCAGCCCUUGUAUUGACUACAGCCGAUAACGCUAAACGAUUGAAUCUAAAGCCCCUGGCGAGAAUUGUUGCUUUUCAAGAUGCCGAAACUGACCCCAUCGAUUUUCCUGUGGCUCCAGCUUUGGGAAUUCCUAAGUUACUUGAGCGUUCGGGAUUAAAUAAGAACGAAAUUGCGCUCUGGGAAAUAAAUGAAGCAUUCAGUGCUGUCGUGCUCGCAAAUCAGAAGAUCCUAGAUCUCGAUCCCAGCAAAGUAAAUGUGCACGGAGGAGCCGUAUCCCUAGGUCAUCCCAUCGGCAUGUCCGGAGCAAGACUCGUGGUUCAUCUGGCGCAUACCUUAAAAGCUGGAGAGAAGGGUGUUGCCUCUAUCUGUAACGGCGGUGGUGGCGCAUCUUCAAUUUUGAUUGAAAAGUUGUAAGUUUUUGAGCUGAGUUUCAAUCCAACGUCUGCAUUUGUUAUCUAUCGCCUUUGAAAAAUUUUAAGACUGUAAUUCAAUGAAAUAUCUGUAAACUAUACAUCAGUAAGUAAUGCAGCUCGCAAAUUGUUAAUCGGUCGAUUGUCAUUGCACCUGCAUACAUACAAAUAUCCGUCAUAUUCCAAAAUAUAUUUUUCAUGUUUUCUACACUGA
Molecule: messenger RNA, 1826 nt
Organism: Athalia rosae (coleseed sawfly)
Lineage: Eukaryota; Metazoa; Arthropoda; Insecta; Hymenoptera; Athaliidae
Gene: Acat1
Product: acetyl-CoA acetyltransferase, mitochondrial
Exons: 8
Coding region: 375-1616 (413 amino acids)
Biological process (GO): fatty acid beta-oxidation
Molecular function (GO): acetyl-CoA C-acetyltransferase activity
Source: RefSeq, a predicted model, not a curated record